This is a messenger RNA of Closterium sp. Yama58-4, 410 nucleotides long. The record is from the annotation of a GenBank genome assembly. NCBI's taxonomy places the organism in Eukaryota, Viridiplantae, Streptophyta, Zygnematophyceae, Desmidiales, Closteriaceae.
GCGAGCCGUCGCUUGCGGGAACGGUCGCAGAGCCAAAGUCAGCGUGCCUGCUCCUCGGCUUUAUCGAGCUGCUUGCAGGCACGUACGUGCUGCUGGUGACGAACCGGCAGCUCGUGGGCGCGUUCAAGGGCGCGCACGUGUUCCGAGCCACUGCCUUCGAUAUAGUGCCGUGCUGCUCCAAGGACUCCCUCACGCCCAAGCAGAAAGCGGACGAGGAGGAGUAUCUCGUUCGCCUACGCUCCGCCCUGUCAGCUCACGGCCUCUUCUUCUCCUAUGGCGCUGACAUCACCACCAGCUUACAGAGGGAGGCUCUAGCUGAACCUGCCGGGCUGAAGCCCCUGUGGAAGCAGGUGGAUGAUCGUUUCUUCUGGAACCUACAUCUGCAGCAGCGAGCCAUAAGCUUCCCCGAG